AUGGCUGACACUUACAACCCAGCACCAGUUUGGAGGGUGAGCAAUGUUCCCACAAGAGGUUUUGGACGCAAUCCUCUUCAAGACACUGCUCCGCCACCCGCAGAGGCAAUUCCCUGCAAUCCUCCCCAACUGCCCACAGGGCCACUCAUAGCCAAUGCUCCCCCACCCGCAGAGCCAAUUGCCUGCAAUGCUCCCCAACUGCCCACAGGGGCGUUCGCAGCCAAUGCUCCCCACGCCACAGCGGGGCAUGUGGUCAAUGCUCCCCAACUGCCCAUAGGAGCAUUCCCACCCAAUGCUCCCAACGCCACAGCGGGGCAUGUGGUCAAUGCUCCCCAACUCAUAGGAGCAUUCCCACCCAAUGCUCCCCACGCCACAGCGGGGCAUGUGGUCAAUGCUCCCCAACUGCCCAUAGGAGCAUUCCCACCCAAUGCUCCCCACGCCACAGCGGGGCAUGUGGUCAAUGCUCCCCAACUGCCCAUAGGAGCAUUCCCACCCAAUGCUCCCAACGCCACAGUGGGGCAUGUGGUCAAUGCUCCCCAACAGCCCACAGGGGCAUUUACAGCCAAUGCUCCCCAACUACCUAGAGGGCCACUCAUAGCCAAUCCUCCCCUACUGCCCACAGGGCCACUCAUAGCCAAUCCUCCCGUACUGCCUAGAGGGCCACUCAUAGCCAAUCCUCCCCAACCCAUAGGGGCUAUGGCCAACAAUGCUCUCCCACUUUUGUCAGUCAUGUGCCACCCUUACGUCGAACGACUGCAAAACCAAAUGGAGCUCAUUAAAAAUGAAAAUGGCUACAUAAAGGUGACCAUGCAAUCUUUGCACUCACAUGUGGUGAGCCUGCUUAAGCAAAGAGCAGACCUUCUGAACCAGCUGAGUGAGGCUGAGAAGAAAAUAGAUAUGAAGGCAAAGGACAAUGAGGACCAGGAACAGCGGGUACCACCACUCCCAAGAGAGAUGGAAAACCAGCUGAAGACAGACGCCUGCUCACAGACCGACAACAACUUCAGUGACUGCCAGCAGGAGUUAAACGAGCUGAAGGAGCUGCUCAGCCAGAGGCAAUGUGAAAUCCAGCUCCUCAACUUUGAGAAGGAAGGUCUCAUAGGUCAACUUGAUGAAAUCAAGAGAGAUGAGGCCGCAAAAUACAGCGCCCUGGAGGACAAAUUAAGAAAAGAAGUGGAAGAGGAGAAGAAGGCGCUCCAGGAAGAGAAGAACGAACUGGAGAAGGAAAAGAAAGCUCUCGAUGAGACCAAAGAAAAAGUUAAAGAGGCCAUUACACAGCUGAAGGAAAAAAAGAAAAAGAUGAAGCAAGGAGAUAAGGCACUGGAGAAAGAAAAGAAUGACCAGUACGAGCAGCUGAAGAAGGCCCACAAUGAUCUUCAGGAAGUGAAGAUGACUCUGGAGAGAGAGAAGAAAGCGUCGGAAGAAGAAAAAGCUCAAGGGGAGUCAACAAAAAAAGAAAUGGAGCAAAAGAUUAAGAAACUGGCUGAGGAGGAGAAAUACCUGUCAGAAGCAAAGAAAGAAGUGGAGAAGGAGAAGAAAGCUCUGACAAAGCAAAAGCAAGAACUGGAAGAAGAGAAGCAAGAUCUCAGCGAGGAAAAGAGCGACCUCACAGACCAGAAGAAAGAUCUGACAGCGAUGAAAGGAGAGCUGGAAGAGGAGAAGAAAGAUCUGAUAAAGGACAAGAGAGAGCUGGAAGAGGAGAAGAAAGAUCUGAUAAAGGAGAAGAGAGAGCUGGAAGAGGAGAAGAAAGAUCUGAUAAAGGAGAAGAGAGAGCUGGAAGAGGAGAAGAAAGCUCUGACUGAAGCCAAGAAACAGCUGGAAGAAGAGAGGAAAGACCUGUCAGAAAGAAAGAGAGAAACUGAGGAGAACAACAAGCUGAAGGCUCAACAGACAGAGACUAAGAAAGAAAAGAAAGAGAGGGAAAAGAAGGAGAAAGAAGACAGGAAGCAGCUUAAAAAGAAAGAGAAAGAAGAAAAGAAAGAGAGGGAAAAGAAAGAGAAAGAAGAUAGGAAGCAGCUUAAAAAGAAAGAG
Mugil cephalus (flathead mullet) is the source of this 2031-nucleotide messenger RNA. Its product is annotated as trichohyalin-like. The transcript has a single exon. Gene Ontology annotation, cellular component: cytoskeleton; cytoplasm. Gene Ontology annotation, molecular function: protein serine/threonine kinase activity. The annotation marks the transcript as partial. Lineage: Eukaryota; Metazoa; Chordata; Actinopteri; Mugiliformes; Mugilidae. Gene Ontology annotation, biological process: actomyosin structure organization; peptidyl-threonine phosphorylation. The record is from RefSeq and is a predicted model, not a curated record.